GAUUUGGCUAAAAGCAGAGAACCAUGCUCCUUUCUCAGAAAAGUGUAGGCGACAAGGGACAAACAAUACUAAUGGAAGUCCAGUGGUUAAUGUGAGAAGAGUUGAAAGAAUUGUAAACAGUUUGCAACACUUGGAAAAAGGUGUUGAAGUAGUUCAUACACAGGGUCAAAAUGAACCAAAAGGGAAGGAAAUUACGGGUUUGAGCAGGAAGGAUAACAAUGUACUAAACAUGGAGGACUUAAACCAAAUGCAACCUAUGGAGGUAACAAAUUAUGGAUCACAUGAAAAAGAAUUUGGUGGUGGAAAGAGAUAAUGCUGGAGAAGAUAAUUAUGUUAGGAUUACAACAAUCUCAAAACAUGUUUUGAAUAUGGCUUCGAAGAAGAAUGACAUGAGUUCACAAAAUUCAGCUAAUGAGAACAUGUUUGACAACACAACAAGGGGAAAAGAUGAUAUUACACAGAUUAACUCGAAGGAAGUGCAAGACAACAUACAUCAAGUUCUCACAGCUCCUGAAAAGAUGGACAUCCACACCAAAACAACUACUGAACAAGAAAACAAGGACCAGAUGCAGGUCUACAAAGGGAGAAGGAAAAAGCAAGCAUCGGAAUGGCAGCUAUAGAUAGUUUUGGUUAUUUGCUUCAUGCCUUUGGUACCCCUAUUCAAUUUGUAGGGAAGGCCAUAACUGUUGAAGCACUACCAAUUCAGGAAGCUGUGGAAAGAGCACUACCAAAGGGUUGGUCAACGGUUCACAUACUGUCAGAUGCAAAGAAUGUCAUACAAAUGUUGCAAAAGAAUUUGAUAACAUCUUGGGAAAUAGAGACCAUUUGCGAGGAUGUCUGGCGAUUGAUGUAGUCUUUUGAAGAAAUUGAGAUUAUAUAUAUUCCUCGAACAUGGAAUGUAUUAGCCCAUAAUCUAGCAAAAAUUUAUAUUUCAGGAUUUCUUGGGACUAUGCCUUUCCAAGUUGUGUUGUAACGGAUGCAAUGGUGUCUUAUGGACAUCUGAAACAUGUUUUAAAGUAAUGCAAUCAAGUGUUUUCAGAAGAAAAAAAAACUUGAGUUUCUUGGAUACUAGUUCUUCUAGGAUGCAACUUCUUUUGGUUUUUUUGAAUAAUAUUGAGUUGGACUCCU
This is a messenger RNA of Solanum tuberosum (potato), 1128 nucleotides long. RefSeq lists its product as uncharacterized. Lineage: Eukaryota; Viridiplantae; Streptophyta; Magnoliopsida; Solanales; Solanaceae. Bases 273 to 620 code for a protein of 115 amino acids. The record is from RefSeq and is a predicted model, not a curated record. The transcript is spliced from 2 exons.